AUGUGUGUGUCCGCUGCUUCUUCCCAAAUAGGUGUGUGUCAGUGUAGUGCUUCUUGCCAAAUAGGUGUGUGUAAGUGUAGUCCUUCUUCCCAAAUAAGUGUGUGUCCGUGUAGUCCUUCUUCCCAAAUAGGUGUGUGUCAGUGUUGUGCUUCUUCCCAAAUAGGUGUGUGUCAGUGUUGUGCUUCUUCCCAAAUAGAUGUGUGUCUGUGUAGUGCUUCUUCAUAUAUAGGUGUGUGUCUGUGUAGCGCUUCUUCCCAAAUAAGUGUGUAUCAGUGUAGUGCUCCUUCCCAAAUAAGUGUGUGUCAGUGUAGUGCUUCUUCCCAAAUAAGUGUGUGUAAGUGUAGUGCGUCUUUCCAAAUAAGUGUGUGUCAGUAUAGUGCUUCUUCCCAAAUAAGUGUGUGUCAGUGUAGUGCUUCUUCCCAAAUACGUGUGUGUCAGUGUAGUGGUUCUUACCAAAUAUGUGUGUGUCAGUGUAGUGCUUCUUCACAAAUAAGUGUGUGUCAGUGUAUUGCUUCAUCCCAAAUAAGUGUGUGUCAGUGUAUUGCUUCAUCCCAAAUAAGUGUGUGUCAGUGUAGUGCUUCUUCCCAAAUAAGUGUGAGUCAGUGUAGAGCUUCUUCCCAAAUAAGUGUGUGUAAGUGUCGAUCUUCUUCGCAAAUAAGUGUGAGUCAGUGUAAUGCUUCUUCCCAAAUAAGUGUGAGUCAGUGUAGUGCUUCUUCCCAAAUACGUGUGUGUCUGUGUAGUGCUUCUUCCCAAAUAAGUGUGUGUCUGUGUAGUGCUUCUUCCCAAAUAAGUGUGUGUCUGUGUAGUGCUUCUUCCCAAAUAAGUGUGUGUCUGUGUAGUGCUUCUUCCAAAAUAAGUGUGUGUCAGUGUAGUGCUUCUUCCCAAAUAGAUGUGUGUCAGUGUAGUGCUUCUUCCAAAACAAGUGUGUGUCAUUGUAGUGCUUCUUCCCAAAUAAGUAAAUAAGUGUGUGUCAGUGUAGUGCUUCUUCCCAAAUAAGUGUGUGUCAGUGUAGUGCUUCUUCCCAAAUAAGUGUGUGUCAGUGUAGUGCUUCUUCCCAAAUAAAUGUGUGUCAGUGUAGUGCUUCUUCCCAAAUAAGUAUGUGUCAGUGUAGUGCUUCUUCCCAAAUAAGUAUGUGUCAGUGUAGUGCUUCUUCCCAAAUAAGUAUGUGUCAGUGUAGUGCUUCUUCCCAAAUAAGUGUGUGUCAGUGUAGUGCUUCUUCAAAAAUAAGUGUGUGUCAGUUUAGUGCUUCUUCCCAAAUAAGUGUGUGUCAGUUUAGUGCUUCUUCCCAAAUAAGUGUGAGUCAGUGUAGAGCUUCUUCCCAAAUAAGUGUGUGUAAGUGUCGAGCUUCUUCGCAAAUAAGUGUGAGUCAGUGUAGUGCUUCUUCCCAAAUAAGUGUGUGUCAGUCUAGCGCUUCUUCCCAAAUAAGUGUGUGUCUGUGUGGUGCUUUUUCCCAAAUAGGUGUGUGUCUGUGUAGUGCUUCUUCCCAAAUAAGUGUGUCUGUGUAGUGCUUCUUCCCAAAUAAGUGUGUGUUAUUGUAGUGCUUCUUCCCUAAAUAGGUGUGUCAGUGUAGUGCUUCUUCCCAAAUAGGUAUGUGUCAGUGUAGUGCUUUUUCCCAAAUAAUUGUGUGUCAGUGUAGUGCUUCUUCCCAAAUAAGUGUGUGUCAGUGUAGUGCUUCUUCCCAAAUAAGUGGGUGUCAGUGUAGUGCUUCUUCCCAAUUAAGUGUGUGUCAGUGUAUUGCUUCUUCCCAAAUAAGUGUGUGUCAGUGUCGUGCUUCUUCCGAAAUAAGUGUGUGUCAGUGUAGUGCUUCUUCCCAAAUAGGUGUGUCAGUGUAGUGCUUCUUCCCAAAUAAGUGUGUGUCAGUGUAGUGCUUCUUUCCAAAUAGGUGUGUCAGUGUAGUGCUUCUUCCCAAAUAAGUGUGUGUCAGUGUAGUGCUUCUUUCCAAAUAGGUGUGUGUCAGUGUAGUGCUUCUUCCCAAAUAAGUGUGUGUCAGUGUAGUGCUUCUUUCCAAAUAAGUGUGUGUCAGUGUAGUGCUUCUUCCCAAAUAGGUGUUUGUCAGUGUAGUCCUUCUUCCCAAAUAUGUGUGUGUCCGCGUAGUGCUUCUUCCCAAAUAGGUGUGUCAGUGUAGUGCUUCUUCCAAAAUAGGUGUGUGUCAGUGUAGUGCUUCUUCCCAAAUAGGUGUGUGUCAGUGUAGUGCUUCUUCCCAAAUAAGUGUGUGUCAGUGUAGUGCUUCUUCCCAAAUAAGUGUGUCAGUGUAGUGCUUCUUCCCAAAUAAGUGUGUGUCAGUGUAGUGCUUCUUUCCAAAUAGGUGUGUGUCAGUGUAGUGCUUCUUCCCAAAUAAGUGUGUGUCAGUGUAGUGCUUCUUUCCAAAUAAGUGUGUGUCAGUGUAGUGCUUCUUCCCAAAUAGGUGUUUGUCAGUGUAGUCCUUCUUCCCAAAUAUGUGUGUGUCCGCGUAGUGCUUCUUCCCAAAUAGGUGUGUCAGUGUAGUGCUUCUUCCAAAAUAGGUGUGUGUCAGUGUAGUGCUUCUUCCCAAAUAGGUAUGUGUCAGUGUAGUGCUUCUUCCCAAAUAAGUGUGUGUCAGUGUAGUGCUUCUUCCCAAAUAAGUGUGUGUCAGUGUAGUGCUACUUCCCAAAUAGGUGUUUGUCAGUGUAGUCCUUAUUCCCAAAUAAGUGUGUGUCCGUGUAGUGCUUCUUCCCAAAUAGGUGUGUGUCAGUGCAGUGCUUCUUCCCAAAUAGGUGUGUGUCAGUGCAGUGCUUCUUCCCAAAUAGUUGUGUGUCAGUGCAGUGCUUCUUCCCAAAUAGGUGUGUGUCAGUGUAGUGCUUCUUCCCAAAUAGGUGUGUGUCAGUGUAGUGCUUCUUCCAAAAUAGGUGUGUGUCAGUGUAGUGCUUCUUCCCAAAUAGGUGUGUGUCAGUGUAGUGCUUCUUCCCAAAUAAGUGUGUGUCAGUGUAGUGCUUCUUCCCAAAUAAGUGUGUGUCAGUGUAGUGCUACUUCCCAAAUAGGUGUUUGUCAGUGUAGUCCUUAUUCCCAAAUAAGUGUGUGUCCGUGUAGUGCUUCUUCCCAAAUAGGUGUGUGUCAGUG
This is a messenger RNA of Schistocerca gregaria, 3075 nucleotides long. RefSeq names its product keratin-associated protein 5-4-like. The coding region runs from base 1 to 963 and encodes 320 amino acids. Lineage: Eukaryota; Metazoa; Arthropoda; Insecta; Orthoptera; Acrididae. The record is from RefSeq and is a predicted model, not a curated record. The transcript is spliced from 7 exons.